Python bivittatus (Burmese python) is the source of this 3682-nucleotide messenger RNA. The record is from RefSeq and is a predicted model, not a curated record. NCBI's taxonomy places the organism in Eukaryota, Metazoa, Chordata, Lepidosauria, Squamata, Pythonidae.
UGUGCCUCAACAUGCAGCCUGUUUUAAGAAGCAUCUGGUCAUGUCAGUUCAACCUCAGAAGGAGGAAACACCCCUCUGUGUAAAAGAAAUGAAAUCAAGCAGAAGAUUGAGCUGCUGAUGUCAGUUAACUCUGAGAAGUCGUCCUCUUCAGAAAGGCCAGAGCCUCAGCAAAAAGUUCCCUCUGCACCACCACCACCUCCUCCACCUCCUCCUCCACCUUUGCCAGAACCAACACCACCAGAGCCAGAGGAAGAAAUUCUGGGAUCUGAUGAUGAAGAGCAAGAAGAUCCUGCAGAUUAUUGCAAAGGUGGCUAUCAUCCAGUGAAAAUUGGAGAUCUUUUCAAUGGGCGAUAUCACGUUAUCAGAAAAUUAGGAUGGGGACACUUCUCUACCGUCUGGCUAUGCUGGGACAUGCAGGGAAAACGGUUUGUUGCAAUGAAAGUUGUGAAAAGUGCUCAACAUUAUACGGAGACAGCCUUGGAUGAAAUAAAGUUGCUUAAAUGUGUUCGUGAAAGUGAUCCUAAUGAUCCAAAUAAAGAUAUGGUUGUACAGUUAAUUGAUGACUUUAAAAUUUCUGGCAUGAAUGGCAUACAUGUCUGUAUGGUUUUUGAAGUACUUGGACAUCACCUUUUAAAAUGGAUAAUUAAGUCCAGCUAUCAGGGCCUUCCAAUUCAUUGUGUAAAAAGUAUAAUACGACAGGUAUUGCAGGGUUUAGAUUACCUCCACAGCAAAUGUAAGAUCAUUCAUACGGAUAUCAAACCAGAAAACAUCUUGAUGUGUGUAGAUGACACCUAUGUGCGGAGAAUGGCAGCAGAAGCUACAGAGUGGCAGAAAGCUGGUGCUCCUCCUCCCUCUGGUUCAGCAGUGAGUACUGCCCCGCAACAAAAACCCAUUGGAAAAAUAUCUAAAAAUAAAAAGAAGAAACUUAAAAAAAAACAAAAGAGGCAGGCUGAGCUACUAGAAAAGCGUUUGCAGGAAAUAGAAGAACUUGAACGGGAAGCUGAAAGGAAAAAAAUAGAAGAAAAUGUAACAUCUACUAUACCAUCCAAUGAACAAGAGGAUGAAUACCAUCCAGAAGUUAAACUAAAAACUGUAGAGUUAGAGGAAGUGGCAGAUGAAGAACCUGGGAAUGAAGAUGGAGAAACGGAAGACCAAGAUGAAAAAGAAGACACAGAGAAAGAAAACACAGAGAAAGAUGAUGACAUUGAACAAGAACUUCCCAAUUCAGAAUCUGCAGAUCCCAGUUGGAUAGAAUCCCCCAAAACAAAUGGCCACAUUAUAGAUGGCCCUUUCUUACUAGAAGACCAGAUUGAAGAGGAAGAGGAAGAAGAGGAAGAAUGCCCAAAUGCUGAGCAAUAUAAUCUUGAUGAGCCAAAUGCAAAAAGUGAUUACAGUUAUAGUAGCUCUUAUGAACAAUUUAAUGGCGAAUUGCCAAAUGGACGUCAUAACAUUCCAGAAUCACAGUUUUCUGAAUUUUCAGCUUCUGUAUUCCCUGGAGCUUUAGAUUCUGUAGCUUGUGGUUCAGCUGUUUCUGAAGAGUCAACUGUAACUGAAAGAGAAGGAAGUAGUCCAUCCCAUGAUAGGAGCAGGACGGUUUCAGCAUCCAGUACUGGAGACUUGCCAAAAACAAAAACUCGGGCUGCUGACUUGCUGGUGAAUCCCUUGGAUCCAAGAAAUGCGGAUAAAAUUAGAGUAAAAAUUGCUGAUCUGGGAAAUGCUUGUUGGGUGCAUAAACAUUUUACGGAAGAUAUCCAGACUCGACAGUAUAGAUCAAUUGAAGUUUUAAUAGGAGCAGGUUACAGUUCACCUGCUGAUAUCUGGAGUACGGCAUGUAUGGCUUUUGAGCUGGCAACUGGAGAUUAUCUCUUUGAGCCACAUUCUGGUGAAGACUAUUCCAGAGAUGAGGACCACAUAGCACACAUCAUAGAGCUACUAGGCAAUAUCCCAAGGCACUUUGCUCUAUCUGGAAAAUAUUCUCGGGAAUUCUUCAAUCGCAGAGAUCACAUAGCAUUGAUCAUUGAACUGCUGGGAAAAAUCCCUCGAAAAUACGCUAUGUUGGGAAAAUAUUCCAAGGAGUUUUUCACCAAAAAAGGAGAACUUCGACACAUUACCAAACUGAAACCAUGGAGCCUAUUUGAUGUUCUAGUAGAGAAAUAUGGUUGGCCUCAGGAAGAUGCCGCAGAGUUUACCGAUUUCCUGAUUCCGAUGCUAGAAAUGGUUCCAGAAAAACGAGCCUCAGCUGGCGAAUGCCUUCGGCACCCUUGGUUGAAUUCUUAGCAGAGGCCUUGGAUCUCAUGUUGGGCCAGCACCCACUUUCCCAUGCAUCAAACUUAAAUGGUGACUGUCAUAAAUGCUCUUAACAGGAUCGUAAAUGAGCUGGCUUCAACCCCAGACCUUUAUUUUACUUUGAGGUACUGUUUGACAUUUUGCUUUUUCGUGCACUGUGUUCUUGGGAGGAGGAGGAGAGGAGGAGGAGGAGGAGGAGAAGAGGAGGAUUGUCUUUUUGUCUUCAGCUAGUAGUUCUACUGACUGUCUCCAAAAAAACACUUACUAUGUGUCUUUAAGCAUUGUUUCUUGUGUUGUGUGGAAUUCAGACAUCAACUUUUUGAACAAAAUCUCCUUUAUUCUCUCCCUUAUGUGUUUUGGCAGGUUUGUAACUAUUUAUGGAAAAUAUUUUAGCUGAAUAUUAUAUAAUUUACAAGUGUGAGACAUUAUCAAGUCAGAAUUUGGAAAUGUACAAUUCUAUCUUCAAGCAAAGGGACAUUGUUCUUGUAAAAUAGCGUAUGUAAAUGCACCCUGUAAAUGUUUAUUUCCAUUAAAAAUGGGAUGGGGCACAAAUUUCAGAGUAAAGCUACUAAACUGAAAGUGACUUUAGUGUACAAAUUGCAUGUAGUGGGUUUGCUUUGGGAGUUGCGUAAACUUCCUUUUCUGUAGUGCUGCUCAUAUUGGAUUUUGAAAGAAGGUGGCUCUUGAUUUCUAAGAUUUCAUUCUCCAGGAGGCACUUUAAAGGAAGACUAAAGUGUUCGAAGAGUAAAAAUAUAUUUUUGAGUGACUUUAAUAAGGUGUCAUUUGCUUUCCAGUUGUGAGGUGAUGGCGUAGCAAGGGAGAACUGCUUUUUCGUAAGAGUAGUUGCUAUGUUAGGCUUAAGAAUUUAAAGAAAACCUUGGAAGCAUUCUUGUGCAGAAUUGUUCACUGUCGAUGACAAAAAGGUAGCCCUCUUAAUGGAGAAAAAAAAGCAGAAAUGAUACAAACCUUACGUUAAAAUGAAAGAUCAUGCACCUUCCAUUCAUAGCUUUACAUGUUUCAGAAACAAAUUGCACUAGCUUAUUUUUUUCCCAUGAUUGACAUAUUGAGGAACUAAUCUUCCUUUGUAAGUUGCACACAAAAGUUAGGUGUUUUUGUAUUAAAAGAAUAAAAGCAAGUAGAUUCCAAAAGAGAACUCCUAGGCAAUACAGAUUUUAGAAUGUAAAAUAUGGAGGUGUCUUUUAGCCUCUUUUAAAAGUCAGUGGGAAUGAAUGUAAAUUUAUUUCUGGUUUUACACAUUAAUUAUGGUGCCACUUUGUCCAUUUUAAACUUAUUCACAUGCCUUUGCAAUACCUAGAUUGUGAAACGAUCCCCCAUGUUGUAACAAUAAUUGUUUGAGGUGCUUGCAGUUGUCUUAAUUAAAGUGGUUGGUUUUUUU